CGCUGGCCCCGUCCCCGUUGUUGUCCCGCGUUCCCCGCCGGGGCUCGGUGGCUCUCCCGGGCCGGUGCCUGCCGGGGCUGCGGCUCCUGCUGCUCCCGGCGGGUGCGCUGCAGCUCCCCGCUGGCCGCCCUGCGACAUUCCUGCUGUCCUGGGGGACCUCCAGACCUGUUACAUUGAUCGUGUCCGUUUGCCUUUCCCUCGCUCUGUUUCCUGCUCUGCUUUUUUCAUUUCCGUCACUCCUCCUGGAUACUCCAGCGAUUUCGUGGAUACAGCGCUGUUCAUUUCCGUUUGGGAGCUAAUCGGCCUCUCCGGGCACAGCUGAACAGAUGCUGCACCGCAGCUGGAAGUGAAGAAGUCUGGAGGUGUUUAGGAUGUGGGGACAGCAUUGCUGCUGGUCAGCGCCUCUACAAGACUGUCAGCGGAGCUUGGCACGUUUCCUGUUUCCGGUGCUCUGAAUGUCAGGAUCCCCUCACUAACUUGUACCAUGAGAAAGAUGGGAAGCUGUACUGUCACAAAGACUACUGGGGGAAGUUUGGGGAAUUUUGCCACGGCUGCUCUCUGCUGAUGACUGGACCUGUGAUGGUGGCUGGCGAAUACAAGUAUCACCCUGAGUGCUUUGCUUGUAUGAGCUGCAAAGUGAUCAUUGAAGAUGGGGACACUUACGCACUCGUGCAACAUUCCACUCUCUACUGUGGAAAAUGCCAUAACCAGAUUGUGCUGACACCGAUGAUAGAAAAACACUCUAUUGAGUCUCUGCGUGAGCAGCUGCCUCAUACGCUGACCCUCAUCUCCAUGCCAGCAGCUACUGACGGCAAGAGGGGGUUCUCUGUGUCUGUUGAAGGUGGCUGCUCCAGCUAUGCCACUGGUGUCCAGGUGAAAAAAGUGAACAGGAUGCACAUCAGCCCAGAUGUCCGGAACGCCAUCCACCCUGCAGAUCGUAUCCUGGAGAUUAAUGGAGCUCCUAUUCGUACGUUACAAGUGGAGGAGGUGGAGGAGCUGAUCCGCAAGACAAGCCAGACGCUUCAGCUGCUGAUCGAGCACGACCCUGUCUCGCAGCACUUGGACAGGCUUCGUCUGGACUCCCUUCUUCCCACCCACGUAAAGCCGCCCGUUUCCCCGCGCUCCCUUUCACCACUGGACAUCAAGGAGAAUCUGGAAGGAACGCUCCGACGGCGCUCCCUCAGGCGAAGUAACAGCAUUUCUAAGUCUCCUGGUCCCAGUUCUCCAAAGGAACCGCUCCUCCUGAGCCGUGACAUCAGUCGUUCAGAAUCCCUACGAUCCUCUUCUAGCUGCACCCAGAAAAUCUUCCGGCCCUGUGAACUGAUUCAUGGAGAAGUGCUAGGAAAAGGAUUUUUUGGACAAGUAAUCAAGGUGACUCACAAAGCAACAGGAAAGGUGAUGGUGAUGAAGGAGGUGAUUCGCUAUGAUGAGGAAACACAGAAGACUUUCUUGACAGAGGUGAAAGUGAUGCACAGCCUGGACCACCCCAAUGUGCUGAAGUUCAUUGGUGUACUGUACAAGGACAAGAAGCUGAAUCUCCUCACUGAGUACAUCGAGGGAGGCACCCUGAAGGACUUCCUUCGCAAUGCAGACCCGUUUCCCUGGGAGCAGAAGGUCAGCUUUGCCAAAGGAAUUGCCUCUGGAAUGGCUUACUUGCACUCCAUGUGCAUCAUUCACAGAGACCUGAAUUCACACAAUUGCCUAAUCAAGUUGGAUAAGACAGUGGUGGUGGCUGACUUCGGUCUGUCUCGGCUGAUUGUGGAGGAGAGGAAAAAGCCCACUUUGGAGAAGCCAUCGGCCAAGAAACGAACCCUACGCAAGAGUGACAGGAAGAAGCGCUACACGGUGGUUGGCAACCCGUACUGGAUGGCCCCAGAGAUGCUCAAUGGGCAGAGCUACGAUGAGACAGUGGACAUCUUUUCAUUUGGGAUUGUUCUCUGUGAGAUCAUAGGCCAGGUUUAUGCUGACCCGGACUGUCUCCCACGCACACUGGAUUUUGGCCUUAAUGUCAAGCUGUUCUGGGAGAAGUUUAUUCCUGCUGACUGUCCUCCAGCCUUCUUCCCUCUGGCUGCUAUUUGCUGCAGACUGGAACCAGAGAGCAGGCCCCCUUUUUCCAAGCUGGAAGACUCAUUUGAAGCUCUCUCCCUCUACCUGGGAGAAUUUGCCAUCCCCCUUCCGUCUGAGCUGGAGGAGCUGGACCACAACGUGAGUGUGCAGUAUGGACUGAACCGUGACAAGCUACCUGACAACACAACCUAGUCAGCUCAUCCUGCUGCCUGCCCCGCUUCACUGGAGCUGAGUGACAGGGAGGGAGAUGCACUUCAGCCACUUCCAGGGCAUUAAUGGAGCACCACACUGUGCGUUUGCUGCAUUGCCUCUCUCUCCCCACCCAACACCCCUCCUCUUGGACAUCUGAUUCACUGUGGAUUUUUGACAUGUUUCAGAAGCAAAAUGGGCUGUUUCCUGCCAACUGCACCUAGGAAAGCUGCUCAAUACUAUUUUUAUGGCUUGAGAAAUGUUUCUCUGGCCUUUUCAGGCUUCUUUACUGUGGUGCCUUAGAACUUGGCUGCAAGCUGUGAAGCCACCCUGGCUUGUCUGCCAGGGAGGGAUUUGCUAUAGGAGACUCUCCUGGGUAAGGACCAGCACUUCUGGAACUGCUUCUCCCACUGACUACCCUGCACGGAAAGCAGGGGAAAUUGGACAUCCAGCAAAAGGCCCCACCAGGACAGUGUGUGUGUGUAUGUUUGUGCAUGUGCUUUCCAAAACAACCCACUGAGAUUUUGGCCUCCAAGUGCAUCACAGGGGAGGAAGUGAAAAGCCCCAGGAAUUAGGCAGCUCUCCUGAAAUACCUUGUCUGUGGCGAAGCGUGUAUGAAUUCUUGUUUUAAUUUGGUUUUGUGGGCGUUUUCCCCUCCUCUGUCUCUGAAUACCUCCAAAAGCCUGCCUAGAAACACUAAGACUGAGCCCUGCUUGGCCCUCCUAAUGAUGAUCAAGGCAGGCGAGCUGCUUGAGCAUCUUCAGACCCUGAGCCUGCACAGUGAGUCUGCCUGCCCAAGAACCCUAACCUAGGUGGAAGUAUUUGAACCCGAAUGUGUAGAACUGCACUAGGCACUGGCUGUGGACAUCCCUGGAGUGCUGAAGCUGCUUGAGCUCUCGGCCUGCAGACGUGAGGUGACAGAAAGGGUGGCAGAAGGUGCUCUUCAGAAAGCCAAAGGUCUGAAGUCGCUCAGACUUUGUGCAUGGACAAUGGCAAAGGGGGAUAACCCCAAAGUUACUUAAAAGGAUGGACUUGUCAUGAACAGAAAAGUGCUGGAGAAUGUCCCAUCCUCCCAGGAGUGGCAGCUGGAGAACUAAUAAUUCAGUUGCCAUUACCUCAUCCUUUCCUGCAGUUGCUCCCUUUGAAGGUCCUUCUUGCAGUUGCUGCUGCAGCACCUAAGCUGAUUCUCCAAGCAGAAACUUUCCUCAGGGUCAUUCCCUGCUUUGGGGGAGAAAAUAGGGCUUGGAAUCAUUGGGAGGUGGUGGCGCGGGGGGUUGUAUUCUCUUCCAGCACUUCUCUUCUUCCUCCCUUGGAGGGAGAAGGAAGAAAGCUACUGCUGCAGUAGCUCACAUGGUUGGCAGAACAGGACAAAAUCUGGCUCAAGUCCUGCUCUGAAGUUUCACAGACAUCUUGGUUUAACUGGAUUUUUAGUGUGCUCCUUUCUCUCCCCGCUCCCUUCAGUAUUGAAUGGUGGGGAAUGGGUGUUCGUCUUUCUUUGCCGUUACUUUGAUUUCCUCCCCUACCCAUGAGUUUAAAGUAUUAUGUAAAAUAACAUGGGACCAGCCAUCACCUGACAAAAGGUGUGAGUGUGGGGGGGUGGCUUUAGUCUGUGUAGUGGUGUUUUAGAAACACUGGGGGACUCCCUGUGCUGUGAGUCAGUGGAGGAGCCUCUAAACUGGGUCCAGUGGAUUCAGGAUUGUUAAUAGGAUUUGCCCUUUCUUUCCCCCUUCCAGGCUGGUUUGUGAGGGGACCCCUGAAGGGGAGAGUCCUGGGUGAUGUGCGGGUGGGGGUUAUGAACUGUGAUUUGCACAGCUCCAUGUUCUAACUAAAUUAAAUAGCAGUAAACGUAUGCUAUGAAAACAAGAUUGUGUUGUCUCUGUUACAUCAAGCGGGAAGCUGUAA
This is a messenger RNA of Strigops habroptila (Kakapo), 4158 nucleotides long. It is a transcript of the gene LIMK2, whose product is annotated as LIM domain kinase 2. Lineage: Eukaryota; Metazoa; Chordata; Aves; Psittaciformes; Psittacidae. Gene Ontology annotation, biological process: actin cytoskeleton organization; protein phosphorylation. Gene Ontology annotation, cellular component: cytoplasm; nucleus. The transcript has 16 exons. The record is from RefSeq and is a predicted model, not a curated record. Gene Ontology annotation, molecular function: protein serine/threonine kinase activity; protein binding; ATP binding. Bases 565 to 2259 code for a protein of 564 amino acids.